ACUACUGAUCAUGGCUGUCAAUGCAGCUACCUGCCUCAUCUCCCAGGAAUAUGCAGAAGACAAGCUCACCACUAAGGAGAAAAAUAAGAUAAGGAAACCGAUUGUGGAGAAGAUGCGCAGAGAUCGCAUUAACAGCAGCAUCAACCACCUGCGCAAGAUUUUGGAGCAGGAGUUUCAGCUGCUGCAACCGGAUUCCAAGCCUGAGAAGGCCGACGUGCUGGAAAUCGCUGUGCAGUUUCUGAGGCAGCAGAUGUGCACAGAUAGCCAUGGUGGUAAACCAUUUGCAAGAAUAGACUACCAGGAAUACAGACAAGGCUACUCCAAGUGCCUACAUGAGACUCUGUCCUAUCUCUCCAUCCAUCGUUUUGCAGAGGAGGCCCAGAUCAAGCUACUGAAUCACUUCCACCAACUGGAGACACCUAGAGAUCUCAGUCACCCCCGAGUCUCCUCUCAGUCAUCUGGCCAACAGGCAAAGCACCAACCUCUGUCUGGCAGCAUAAAGCCUUUGUGGAGACCAUGGUAGAUGAACUGUGCCAUCCCGAUGUCAUAUCACAUUGAUAGGACUUUAUAAGUGACUGUAAACAUAAGAGGAUGCACAUAUUGCUGUAAUCUACAGCCCCUCUUCUUCCUUUGUGUGCUUCCUUAGUGGAAGGUGAUCCAAUGGAGAUCA
Nanorana parkeri is the source of this 670-nucleotide messenger RNA. Its product is annotated as transcription factor HES-5-like. Gene Ontology annotation, molecular function: DNA-binding transcription factor activity, RNA polymerase II-specific; protein dimerization activity; RNA polymerase II cis-regulatory region sequence-specific DNA binding. Gene Ontology annotation, cellular component: nucleus. Gene Ontology annotation, biological process: anterior/posterior pattern specification; regulation of transcription by RNA polymerase II; regulation of neurogenesis. The record is from RefSeq and is a predicted model, not a curated record. The transcript is spliced from 3 exons. NCBI's taxonomy places the organism in Eukaryota, Metazoa, Chordata, Amphibia, Anura, Dicroglossidae. The coding region runs from base 11 to 523 and encodes 170 amino acids.